This is a messenger RNA of Cydia pomonella (codling moth), 2435 nucleotides long. Its product is annotated as odorant receptor 13a-like. Gene Ontology annotation, biological process: detection of chemical stimulus involved in sensory perception of smell; sensory perception of smell. The record is from RefSeq and is a predicted model, not a curated record. Gene Ontology annotation, cellular component: plasma membrane. Lineage: Eukaryota; Metazoa; Arthropoda; Insecta; Lepidoptera; Tortricidae. Gene Ontology annotation, molecular function: olfactory receptor activity; odorant binding. The transcript has 8 exons. The coding region runs from base 117 to 1397 and encodes 426 amino acids.
UUUAAAUUCUUACUCUUCAUAUAUAUUGUUCAAAGUGAAUAUCACUUAUUCUGCCUCCAUCAGCAGAAAGCCAAACAGUGUCCAAAAUCUUUAGGAAAGUAGAUAAUUACACCAACAUGUUUAGUUAUGAAAAUGAAGACAGCCAAAUAACUUCACCAAAGGAUUUGAGUUAUAUAAAGCAGGUCGCCACUACACUCAAUCGCGUAGCUUCCUGGCCUGUGCUCGAGUCAAAGAAUAAGAAAUAUACCUUUCAUGUAAAAUGGAACAUAACUUGUUUUCUAUUUAUGAGCAUUAUAUUUAUUCUUCAGAUCUGGUAUAUAAGAUGUAACAUAAGCACAACCAGUUUCGUCAUAAUGGGACACAAUUAUAUAACACUGGCAAUGAAUAUCAUUUGUCUGCAAAGACUUACAAUGCCAUGGAUGGCUGAAUAUCGGCAAGUGAUCAAAGAAUUCUUGGAAAACAUUCACCUCUUUCAUCUAAAGGAUAAAUCUGAAUAUGCUAACAAGAUUUAUAAAAAAAUAGAAAAAAUCUGCUAUAUCUUUACGGUAUUUGUACACAUUCAACUGUACUGCGGAAUCCUGUUAUUUAAUGUAACCCCUACGUAUAAGAACUUCAGAGCGGGCAUGUAUGGGUCUAAUAAACCUGUUAAUGCUACUUACGAGACAGCAGUAUACAUUUCUCUCCCUUUUGAUUAUGUUACUGAUAUAAAAGGACACAUCUUUGUAAGUUUUAUGGGCUGGUCUUCAACAUGCAUCGGUUCCACGAGUUUCUGUUUAUGGCAUCUACUUCUUUCUUUGAUUGUGUUCCAUUUAUGGGGUAAUUUGAAAAUUUUGGAACACAACUUAGACAAUUUCCCUAAACCUGCUAAUCAUCAGAUGAAGAGUAUCGGAAUUGCAUGGUAUACGGAAGAGGAGUCUAAAAUGAUAUCAACAUUAAUCGUGGAACUUGUGAAUCAUCACAGGAAUAUAAUGGGCUUUAUAUCAAAGACCUCGAGCGCAUACAGCUUUUUUCUACUCUUAAAUUUCUCAUUCUAUCAAAUAGUGGGUUGCAUUAUUUUACUGGAAUGCUCUACAUUGGACACCGAAGCUCUGGGGAAUUAUGCACCUCUGACAGUUGUAUUAUUUCAGCAAUUGAUACAAAUAUCUGUCGUAUUUGAAAUUCUUGGAUCUCAGAGUGAAAAAAUUAUCGAUGCAGUGUAUGAUUUGCCCUGGGAGUGUAUGGAAUUGAAAGAGAGAAAACUCGUUUUAUUCUUCUUACAAAACGUCCAAGAGCCAAUAAACCUGAAAGCUUGUGGCAUGAUCCCAGUUGGGGUUCAAACUAUGGCUGCGAUUUUGAAGGCGUGCUGUUCAUAUUUUAUUAUGCUUCGUACGGUGACCUCUACUGAAGAAAUGACUUGAAGUUAAAAGUAGUAUCACCUUAACUGAGAUUGAGAUUUAGAUAUUUUUCGCAUGCACAUUUUGCGUUAUAAUAAAUCAACCUUUAAAUCAUCACGUUAAAUUCACUCGUGCCUAAUAGCGCAUCUGCAUUCGCGUGUGAAGGCCGAUUCACACGUAUUAAGUUGUAAAGUAGUUUAACUAAAUUUUAACUUAAUUUGAAGCGCCUUAAAGCGUGUAAACAAUUAAUUUAGUUAUAAGUUAAAAUUUAGUGUGCAAGUAAACAAGUAUCAAUCAGAAAGCACGAUCGCAUUGUCAUUUGAUGGACAGCCGUUGCGGUGUAAAUAUCAUAGUAAAUUCCCGGUUUGCGCCGUAAUUAUGUGCAAAAAUCGCAGUACCACUGUAAAUCUAAAUAAUUAAGGAGUUUGUUGCGAAUGCAACUUAUUAAUACUAUCCUACUGCUGAGCACAGGCCUCCUCUCAUGUACGAGAGGGCUCGGGCUAUAAUCCCCACGCUAGCCCAAUGCGGAUUGCACAUACACCUUUGAUUUUUUUCACAGAUGUAUUCAGGUUUCCUCACGAUGUUUUCCUUCACCGAAAAGCUAGUGGUAAAUAUCAAAUGAUAUUUCGUACAUAAGUUCCGAAAAACUCAUUGGUACGAGCCAGGAUUUGAACCCACGACCUCCAGAUUGAAAGUCGGACGUCAUAUCCACUCGGCCACCACCGCUUACCAACACCAACCACCACCACCAAUAAUCACCAACCACCACCAACUUAUUAUUAUAUAAAAAUAUCCCAAUGCAGUAGCUAAACGCAGCCUUCGGGCUCGGCUAGUAAUCGGAGGCUUUUCAAAACACCAAUAGGAGCACUGCACAUAUACUGUAUCGCGGCCAAUUAGAAGCAUCUAAAUUUAAACCACUUUUGGUACUGAUCAAAUAUUGCAAAUUCACUCUUUCAUCAUCCUCCAUACUAUCAACACCCACUUUCUACAUUUAACCGUUUUGGCAAGAACACUUGUAAACCAGUACCUUUUGGAAGAUUAUAGCUAACACUUCAUUAUAAA